GCGUGAAAGGCGCUGACACUUGGCCUUCAACACAGCAGUGAGCUGGUCAGGGCUGGCCGAUUAGGUACACGUCGCCGGUUGUAUGCUGUUGGGACAUGUAAAUGGAUCCUGCUUGUUGCGAGCUGACUGGACCGAACGGCGACGGCGAGGGUCAAUUGACGCCGGGCAUCCGCUUCCAAUGUGACUGUGGACGCAUAACCAGGAGCAAAACCGGUAGCUCAGUAGGCAGUUCUUGCUAGCGCCGAACAGAUACGUUUGAGGUUCUGACAUGGGAGGUUGAAGGAAGACUGAUUGUGUGGGUGGAGGUCAAGCUUGCUUUGGAGCUAGCGGCGCCGACGGAGCCGAGAGUCCGUGCUUACGAGGCGAUACAUCGAACAUUUCUACAUGGUAAAGACAUUAUUUGCAACACAGCCAUGUCUUUUGCAGCGAUCAUGCCAUUGGAACGCUUCGUAUGCCGCCAAUGCGCGAAAGCGCCUCUGCGUCGCACCUUCGCCUCCAUCUCGCAAACUCCCAAGCACGAAAUCCGUUCCAGACCAACAAACUUCGGCAGUAAGGCGAGCAGACGAUCUUACAAGACCGUGGAGGAAGCGAAGUCACGCUACCGUCUCGGACCCUUUAGCUGGCAAGCUGGCGCACUCUUUCUCACCGCGGGCAUCGGCCUGACCAUCUACUUCCGAUAUGAAAAGGCACGCAUGGCCCGGGCACGCAUCGCGGAGGCGAACAAAUCUAUUGGCAGGCCGCUGGUGGGUGGACCAUUCCAUCUCACAGAUCACGACGGCAAGGAAUUCACAGAGCAGGACCUGAAGGGCAAGUACAGCCUGGUGUAUUUCGGCUUCACACAUUGUCCCGACAUCUGCCCGGAGGAAUUGGACAAGAUGGCUGGCAUGAUCGACCGGGUGAAAGCGAAGCAUGGCAACGUGAUGAAACCCGUCUUCAUCUCAUGCGAUCCGGCGAGAGACACGCCUGAGGUUAUUAGGCGGUAUUUGGCCGAGUUUCAUGAUGACAUCUUGGGCAUGACGGGGACAUGGCAGGAGGUGAAGGAUGUCUGCAAAGCAUAUAGGGUGUACUUCUCCACGCCACCGGAUGUGAAGCCAGGCCAGGAUUACCUCGUCGAUCACAGCAUCUACUUCUACCUAAUGGAUCCGGAAGGCGACUUUGUGGAGGCGAUCGGACGGAAUUUCACAGUGGAAGCGGCUGCGAAGGUCAUCAACGACCAUAUUGCGGAUUGGAAAGGGAAGAUUGAUCGAACUUGAGCGAUAACAUUUAUCGGUGCAAGUGUGCGCCGGAGGUGCCCGCGGUUGUAUGAUAUUGUACGGUAUGACGGCUGUCCACUUCUCUGAACGAUCGUCCGAUCCUGUACUGCGGGACCACACUUGGACAGGGCGGAAAGUGAUGCUAUUGGGACUUUCACGCCUACGCUGUUGAGAGUGACACUCGCCCAAACCUAGAACAUCGGUAUGUACAACGCUAUGUGAGGGUACUCAAGCUAGGCAGUAAUGCCAUGCUUCUUGUGAAUGUCAAUCACCUUCUGCACCUCUUCUUGGCUGCCAAGGAAAAUACCGCUGCGGUCAUGGAUGUGCUCGGGCACGACGUCGAGCAUACGCUGCAUCUUGCUAUUGACGGCAAGGCCGCCGGC
Molecule: messenger RNA, 1636 nt
Organism: Baudoinia panamericana UAMH 10762
Lineage: Eukaryota; Fungi; Ascomycota; Dothideomycetes; Mycosphaerellales; Teratosphaeriaceae
Exons: 1
Coding region: 414-1253 (279 amino acids)
Biological process (GO): mitochondrial respiratory chain complex IV assembly; intracellular copper ion homeostasis
Cellular component (GO): mitochondrial inner membrane
Molecular function (GO): copper chaperone activity; copper ion binding
Source: RefSeq, a predicted model, not a curated record